UGUUCUUCCUCUAAUUUCUUCGCCGUCAAGUGGGAGAGAGACCGUGCUGCUGAUGGGCGAUUUCGAUAGGAAGCAGCUGCCGUAUUCCUUGUCUAGGGUUACGAUUUCAUGCCUCUUUGCUGUUCCUCAUCAUACUUCUCCAUGGCGCCGUCGCCGCCGACUCCACUAAGGUCACUAAUCGCGGCUCGCCGUCUUCAAAUCUUUAUCGAUCUCUUCCAUACUCGAUCAUGCUGCACUUCUUCCUCUAAUUUGUACGCCGACAAGUGAAAGAGGGUACCGCGCUGCUGAUGGGCGACGAAUCCUGCGCCUAUUUCGAUAGGAAGCAGCUGCCACAUUCCUUGUCUAGGGUUACGAUUUCGCCUCAAAUCUGUAGGAUGCCUCUUUGCUGUUCCUCAUCAUACUUCUCCAUGGCACCGUCGCCGCCGCCGCCGCCGCCGCCGCCGCCGCCGCCGACUCCACUAAGGUCACUGAUCGCGGCUCGCCAUCUACCAAUCCAUAUCGAUUUUCUCCAUACCUGAAUCAUGCUGCUCUUCUUCCUCUAAUUUCUACGCCGACAAGUGGAAGAUUGAACUGCGCUGCUUUUGGGCGAUGAAUCCUGCGGCUAUUUCGAUAGGUGUCGAGAUCGCCGGAGGCGAUCGGAGGUUGGUGACGGCGCUUUUUGAGGCGGUGAAAUCGAGGCAAGCCGGAGAGAUGAUCUUCGAAGUGUCGAAGAUGUCGCCGUCUCCGGCGAUCUUAGUAAUUAAUUAAGAAAUAAAUUUUGAUUUUGCUUUGGGUCUCAAAUUAAAAUUUUAAUUAAUAUUAAUUUUUGGAAAAAUAUUCAAAUAAGUAGGGGUGUCAAUUAGUUGGAUCUAAUUUAAAUAUCUUACUCGUAAAAGGGGAUAUUUGAGAUUAGGGAUCUUUACUUUUAUUUUAAUAUUCUAUCAUUAUCCUAUAUUAAUAUUUAUUUUAAUUUUUAAAAUAGAAUUUAAUUUAAGGCUAAAUAACUUUAAACCCCUUAUGUUUUCCUUCCAAAAAUAGUUUGUCCCCCUAUAUUUAAAAAAUGACACUUAGCCCCUUUAUGUUUUAAAGAAAAAAAGAUAAAAAAUAAUAAAUGACAAAAAUAACUCUUUGCUAUUUAAAUGUUAAAUUAUAACUAAAUAACUGUAUCAGAGGAGACAUCGCAAGGGAACGAACGGCAAUGGAGUAUUUGAGGAGACGAGAAUGCGAGUACGAUAUCGAAAGCCGUUUGGACUUCUACAGGGAAGGAGAGAAUUCUGAACCAGCUGUAACAGGAGUCCUAAUAUUUCUAUCAACCAUGAACAAAGUGGCCAACAAGUAUUACUUGGGACCUGCUCCCUUGGUUGAAAUGGCAAGCCAAAUAGCUACAGCCAAUGGUCCAAGUGGAAACAACAGAGAUUAUCUCUUCAAGCUGGAGAAAGAAAUGGCAAAUAUAGGGCAUGAAGAUGAUUAUGUUGUUGAGCUAGCAAAUGAAGUGAGGAACGUUCUUGAUAGUAUGAAGCAACAGAAAUCACCGAAUGUUCCUUUGCCUCUUCGAUCGCAUGCAUCAUUUCUUCCCAUCGAAUCGCGCUCGGAAAACCCUCUCAUUGUGGAUUCAUCAUGAUGUUUAUCUUGAACAUGAAACUCAUGUAUUGUUUAACAAUCGACUAAUGUUUCUCGUUUACCAUUCUAUUCACACGAAGGAAUUAGAGAUUGAUUGCGAUUGAUCAGCUGUAUUACUAAUUGAAUUAUUAAUGGUAUGAAACAAAAAUUGAGCUUUGAUUCGGCAAAAA
This is a messenger RNA of Zingiber officinale, 1769 nucleotides long. Its product is annotated as gamma-glutamylcyclotransferase 2-2-like. Gene Ontology annotation, biological process: glutathione catabolic process. The record is from RefSeq and is a predicted model, not a curated record. Gene Ontology annotation, molecular function: glutathione specific gamma-glutamylcyclotransferase activity; gamma-glutamylcyclotransferase activity. Bases 1178 to 1600 code for a protein of 140 amino acids. The transcript has 9 exons. Lineage: Eukaryota; Viridiplantae; Streptophyta; Magnoliopsida; Zingiberales; Zingiberaceae. Gene Ontology annotation, cellular component: cytoplasm.